This is a messenger RNA of Pisolithus orientalis, 1267 nucleotides long. RefSeq lists its product as uncharacterized. Lineage: Eukaryota; Fungi; Basidiomycota; Agaricomycetes; Boletales; Pisolithaceae. The record is from RefSeq and is a predicted model, not a curated record. The transcript has 2 exons. The annotation marks the transcript as partial.
UGCAGCCAACUUCUGGGCUCCCUGAGGCUUGAGGCUGGUAAUUCAGUACCAGUACCUGUGAAUCUAGCAAGGGGGCUCCAUCAACCCAGGCCAGUUCACACAAAUAUGCACCCCAAAGACUGGGCAAGUUCGGAGACACAAAAGCACGAUCUCAGCCCGAUGGUCCACCCGCCUCCGAAGCUCCUCCAUAUUCCAAGUGUCAAAUAAUCUCCUCCACCUCCGAGAGUUGUUGUGCAAGCCCACUCCAUCGACAGCUCGAUUCACACGCCACUGUAACUUCGAUGAUAAGAUAAACCAUAGUACUAGUGGUGUGGGCUGCUACUGACGCCUCACGACAGCAUCUAACCCUACAACACAUAUGAACUUGACAUCAGAUCUGGAAACCUGGCCGGAACUCUAUGGCGUUCCGUCUAUUUCUCGCCGAAUUAGUAUAGCAAGACCUCCGUCUGCGCCCUUUGAAGAUUCGGAUGUUCUGGUCUUGUCAUCGCGUUCAACGCUGCCAGACUCGACCACCGUCGGGAAUCUUCUGCUCUACCUCGACCUUCGACUUUCUUUGACUAUUACGUUGCGGAGCAGCAUCAACCAGGCCUCCGCAGGUCUACGAUAUACUAUCCCCCUCCCGGAAAGCGAUUCGUCAGCCAUAGCACGAUAUCGUUGGGAGCACAUCAUUGAUUCCCACGGGAGUGACGAACCCCCCGACGAAGGUACCAUAGUGAAGCGUAUCAAGGAGGACGGGAGCGAGGAGGAAGUAGAAAUCGGGUUAGGACUAGAUCCCGAUACCGGUAAAAUCGGGCUCUAUGAAGAGAUCUGGAAAGACGAGCCGUUGCCUGCUGGGUCGGCAUUCGCGUUUCUGAUUUCCGACACCAGUCCGAGCGCCUCAAAACAAUUUAUGGCUGUCGUUGGAGAACAUGGGAUGGUAUUGUCGCAUCACCGGCACGUAAGCCCACUCCGAGCCGCACGAAUCAAGUACGUGCAGAACCAUGAAACUGAUGAAUUUGAAUGGGAGACCACGUAUGCUAUUGGUGAUUUCUCGCUUGAAAAGCAACUGGAAAGAGUUGCGAGUGAGAUGACGUCUCGUGCGAGGGAAGGAGAGGCGCUGUGGAAACGAGGUGAAAUCAAGGUGGUGAAAGACCGGGAGGGUGGGGAGCUAGGGAGGUGGACUGGUGUGGGACGCGGGUUACACACGUUGAUAACUUUCGUCAGCGACGAUGUAAACCAAUGACUAGUUACCCAGCACGUUGAUGGACUAGUCUGAUGUGGUUGGCAC